This is a messenger RNA of Nicotiana tabacum (common tobacco), 858 nucleotides long. The record is from RefSeq and is a predicted model, not a curated record. Lineage: Eukaryota; Viridiplantae; Streptophyta; Magnoliopsida; Solanales; Solanaceae.
AUGUCAUUGACUAAUUUUCCUGUUGAGCCUACUUGUUUCAGCUCUGCAGAUAAGGAUGCUAGAUGGCAGAGUGCUAUGACAGAAGAGUUCAAUGCCCUACUUGCAAACCAGACGUGGUCUCUUGUUCCUCGUCCAUCUGGUAUUAAUGUUGUUGGCUGCAAAUGGGUCUAUCGAGUUAAGCAGAAGUCUGAUGACUCUCUUGAUCAUUGUAAGGCGAGUUUGGUAGCCAAGGGUUAUACUCAGGAACUUGGUGUGGAUUAUGGUGAGACCUUUAGUCCUAUUGUUCGUCCCACUACUAUACGCCUAGUACUCUCUAUUUCUCUUUCUCGUGGUAUUCGCGUCACUCGGUUGGCGAAUGGUUUGCAUCUCUCUCAGAGUAAGUAUGCUCGAGAUAUUCUUGAUCGUGCUAGUUUGUUACAGUCCAAGCCGGUCUCCACUCCAUCUUCUUCUCGAUCUGCCACUAUUGAGGACUCUACUGUUAUUGAUCGUACUUUAUACCGUAGUCUAGUGGGUGCUUUACAAUAUUUGACUCUGACUCGACCAGACAUUGCCUUUGCGAUAAAUACAGCUAGUCAACACUUACAUGCUCCUACUUCCACUCACCUUGCUGCUGUUAAACACAUUUUGCGUUACAUUGCCGGUACUCUCGAUUUUGGGUUGUUGUUGAAACGAGUGACUACUUAUUCUCUUACUGCAUAUUCAGAUUCUGAUUGGCUGGUUGUUCUGAUACUCAUCGGUCUACCACUGGAUCUCUGGUUUUCUUUGGUUCAAAUCUCAUUUCUUGGCCUUCUAAGAAGCAACAUACUGUCUCUCGCUCUAGUACCGAGGCUGAGUAUCGUGCCAUGGCUCACACUGUAG